GCAACACUGAAUUUCUGCUGUCAUCUUGAAUACCGUUUCAUCGCGGCUGUUUGUUUUCUACAAAAUAAAACAAUUUUACUGCACAAAUACUUCAAAGUAAAUAAAUAUACCCGUUUUAAAUUAAACAGUAACUCGAUACGAAAAUGGCUGCUUUGGUGGUUCAAUCUCGUUUUGCUGGAUUGAAGGUUGAAGAUGACGAUAAUCCUUCAUCUGUCGAUAAUCAGAAGACAAAGAAAGUGAAAACAAACACCGCCAAAAAGCCUGAACCUGUCAAGAAAAUUAAAAGCAACACUAAACAACAGUCUGCAGGAAAGAAAAAGAAAUCCAAACAAAACACGGCUACAAGUGAGCAGUGGGAGACGUGGAAGCAGAAGGAUGAGGAGCUGGUUGAUGGCCACUUUGAAUUGGAGUUACAACAGGCAAUUCUCUUAUCAAAACUUGAUUAUGAAGAAAAAAAAGAUGUUUACAAACAAAUGAAGAAAGAGGCAGAAAUUGAGAAAAAGGCAAUAGUGCAGACCUCCAAAGCUGGCUCAAAGAAACAGAAGAAGAAAAAUGUUAUGAGUCUCGAUCAAUUCAAUGAUAUGAUGAAGGGUGGUGAUGAACCCAAGCCAAGCUAUGAUGAUUAUGAUGAUUCUUCAAACGACGAUCCGAAAUCUCCUGAUAAAGAUACAGAAUUCUUUGAAAGAGUAAAAGAUGAUGCCAAGUGUGAAUUGCUUAAAGACCAAAUAAAGGAUAAAAUUCGACAUCGACAGACUCUUUCAAAUGAACUUAUCACAAGGGUUCAAUUUGCUGAUGCUUUAGAGAGGAAAAACAAAGAGAUAGCAGCACUGAGACAGGAGGUCACGAGUUUGAAGCAAGAACUUCUCACAGUCAAAUCUAGGAAUAAGAAAUUAUGCAACAUUCUUGGACAGGGUGAAAUGAAGGACAAGGCGGAGGUGCUGAUAGAGGUGGAGCGGCUGCGCGCGGUGCAGGCGGAGCUGACGGCGGAGCUGGCCGCGCUGCACACUGACCUCGAGAAGGAGCGCUCCAGGAACGCCGACCCCAGGACUAAGGACAAGAAAAAAAAGUGCGGAAAUGGCGAUAAAGAAAAAUAGUAGGAUCUCGUUAAUUUGAAUGCAUGGGAGGGGUCAGCCCAAACAGGGGUAAUGACCCCCCAUAAAAAAUAGGAGUGUAGAAAGGGUGGUUUGAUUUCUCCACAAUGGAAAAAAGCAAAACUUAAAGGAUCGUCGCCGCCGGCCACGUGUCAACAAGAGAUUAAUAUUACGGAGGAGUGAUUUCUUUAAAAAAAUAAUGUCACAUAAUAUAAUAUUGGUAAAAAAUAGUAGUUUCCUAAAUUAAAUACGUUAAAUUACUUGAAUUUUAAAUGAUCUAUCAAGAUUAGAAUUAAAUGAUCUAUAUAGAUUAUGGUCUUGAUAGAUAUGGACCUCCUGAUCAUUAAAUACUAUAAAGUGAUUCAUACUUUGUCGAAAAAAUUUUGUUCAUAAAACGUAGGCGGUGUUCUGAUGAUAGUAAAUUUUCGUUGCCAAUUCUGUCCAA
This is a messenger RNA of Plodia interpunctella (Indianmeal moth), 1536 nucleotides long. RefSeq names its product G kinase-anchoring protein 1-like. The record is from RefSeq and is a predicted model, not a curated record. Gene Ontology annotation, cellular component: Golgi apparatus. The transcript is spliced from 7 exons. NCBI's taxonomy places the organism in Eukaryota, Metazoa, Arthropoda, Insecta, Lepidoptera, Pyralidae. The coding region runs from base 144 to 1094 and encodes 316 amino acids. Gene Ontology annotation, biological process: signal transduction.